CUGCUGUAGUAAUUUAUCAUCCCAGUCCCGUAUUUGAAUUGGGGGAUAAGCAAAACGCUAACUACGAAAACACUUGGUACAUUUUGAAAGAGCAGAAAAGUUAGAGAAACUUCUAUUAUAUCAUUUAAUUUAAAUUAUUCAUAGAAGAUAUUCCAUUCGCUUUCCAAUAUUAAAGCUCAGGCUCGAGGGCUUUUUUCUCGGUCAGCAUUGUACUAUGAAAUGAGCAGUCGUAUACCAAACGCAAAUGAUGUGUUGACAAAGCAAUGCAGCUCUCCUUUAAAUAUCUAUAACUUUUAUAUAUAUGUCCAAACUGAAGAGCGAGGAGUUGAUUUUCUAGAUAUGUGGUUGGAUAUUAGUUUGCUCGACAUCCUUACCAGAAUCUAUUAUAAAGAAGUCGAAAACUCGCACUCUAUUGCUACACAAAGUAGCUCUACCCUUGGCCUUAAUGGUUCUCGAGCCCGGACACCCAAUCAAUUGAACAUUACUUGUGGCUUUUUGGAUGACUACUAUCUCCCUAAUUUUGGUCCAUUAUUUACAGAAGACAUACUAAAUAUGGAGAUUUUAGACCCAGCUGCUCUCUUUCAAAACAAGGAUCGUGCAUCUUAUUUAAAAGAAAUUCAUCCAUCUAAUGAUCCAAAUCCGAAGCCUUUUCUUCCUUCCUUGGGAAUGAUCUCACAGAACCAUUUGUCUGCAUUUCGACAAAAAAUAAUAAAUAGAUACUUGACAAAAGAGUCCCCUUUUCGAGUCCCUCUUCCCUCGCACUUGGUGAAUCCAUUGCUGAAUGCCUCCAAGUAUCAACUGUCCGAGGAUCCCCACAUCUUUGCAGAUGUUCAUUCGUUUAUGUUUCAUUUUAUACUCAAACCUGCAUACAAUCGAUUUUUGGAACGGCAUAUGAAGCACAACAUUCAUUCGUCUAGCUAUGCCAUCAGAUUUCUCAUCGGAUACAUCGCUACCUUCGCUGCAUAUUGGCUUGGAUUUUGUGGCAUCUUUUUGGAGUAUUCUAGAAGAAUACGGAUUUGGACUUUGCUUCCCUUUUUUAUUGGAUUUUAUAAUCUCAUUUGUUCUUGGUUUUGCUUGGAUCCUUUUCUGGCGUUCAUUGGAUAUUUUGAAAUCAAACCACUUCAUUACUCAAAAAUAAAAAACAGGAGGAUCCUUCUUCAUUUACAAUUUAGGGCAGUUUACGCAGGUUUGCUUAUCGCUGCGCUAGUAGCUGCAAACACUGCAAUAUUCAGCAGCGUGCCUUCCGUUCGAUUAUAACACCGUUCUUCAUUUAUGUUUGUUAAUUUUAUGACCACCAUUCAUUCAAAGCAAAUCUACUGAACUAUUUGCUAUAUUUAUGGGUCUUUCAUUUCUGUUUCAUGGCAACAG
This is a messenger RNA of Schizosaccharomyces octosporus yFS286, 1368 nucleotides long. RefSeq names its product regulator-G-protein signaling domain-containing protein. Gene Ontology annotation, biological process: intracellular protein localization. The transcript has a single exon. Lineage: Eukaryota; Fungi; Ascomycota; Schizosaccharomycetes; Schizosaccharomycetales; Schizosaccharomycetaceae. Gene Ontology annotation, cellular component: plasma membrane. The coding region runs from base 220 to 1257 and encodes 345 amino acids. The record is from RefSeq and is a predicted model, not a curated record.